AGCAUGGGCUCCCCAGGGGCCGUGGUGGGCUGGGGGCUUCUGGAUUACAAAACGGAAAAGUACGUGAAGACCCGGAACUGGCGGGUGGGCGCCUUGCAGAGGUUGCUGCAGCUGGGGGUCAUGGUCUACGUGGUGGGGUGGGCCCUCCUCGCCAAAAAAGGCUACCAGGAGCAGGACCUGGACCCCCAGAUUUCUGUCAUCACCAAACUCAAAGGGGUUUCUGUAACCCAGAUCAAGGAGCUGGGGAACCGGCUGUGGGAUGUGGCUGACUUCGUGAAGCCGCCACAGGGAGAAAACGUGUUCUUCUUGGUGACCAAUUUUCUUGUGACGCCAGAACAAGUUCAGGGCAGAUGCCCAGAACACCCCUCCAUCCCGCUGGCUAGCUGCUGGGCCGACCAGGACUGUCCUGAAGAGGAGACAGGGACCCACAGCCACGGCAUAAAAACGGGCCAGUGCGUAGUGUUCAACGGGACCCACAGGACCUGUGAGAUCCGGGGCUGGUGCCCAGUGGAGAGUGGUGCUGUGCCCGUGAAGCCCCUGCUGGUCCAGGCCGAGAACUUCACGCUGUUCAUCAAAAACACCAUCACCUUCAGCAAGUUUAACUUCUCCAAGUCCAAUGCCUUGGACACCCAGGACCCAACAUAUUUCAAGCGCUGCCGCUACGACCCGCGCUCCAGCCCCUCCUGCCCUGUGUUCCGCAUCGGGGACCUCGUGGCCGCAGCUGGAGGGGUCUUUGAGGACCUGGCGCUGCUGGGCGGUGCCAUGGGCGUCCACGUCCACUGGAACUGCGACCUGGACUCCAGGGGCUCUGACUGCCAGCCCCACUACUCCUUCCAGCUGCAGGAGCGGACCUACAACUUCAGGACGGCCACUCACUGGUGGGAGGCCUCGGGUGUGGAGGCCCGGAGUCUGCUAAAGCUCUACGGGAUCCGUUUUGACAUCCUCGUCACUGGGCGGGCAGGGAAGUUCGGGCUCAUCCCCACGUUCAUCACUCUGGGCACAGGAGCAGCUUGGCUGGGCGUGAUCACCUUCCUCUGUGACCUGCUGCUGUUGUACGUGGAUGGAGAAGCUCAUUUCUACUGGAGGACCAAGUAUGAGGAGGCAAAAGCUCCAAAGGUGACUGCCAGCCCUGAGCAGACAAAACCGGCAUCUGCACCCCUGCACCUGGCUGCCCAGGCUCCUUAG
Molecule: messenger RNA, 1185 nt
Organism: Eubalaena glacialis (North Atlantic right whale)
Lineage: Eukaryota; Metazoa; Chordata; Mammalia; Artiodactyla; Balaenidae
Gene: P2RX6
Product: purinergic receptor P2X 6
Exons: 12
Coding region: 4-1185 (393 amino acids)
Biological process (GO): monoatomic cation transmembrane transport; response to ATP
Cellular component (GO): plasma membrane; nuclear inner membrane
Molecular function (GO): purinergic nucleotide receptor activity; extracellularly ATP-gated monoatomic cation channel activity; ATP binding
Source: RefSeq, a predicted model, not a curated record